AUGGUCUGUGGUGCCCAACAGAAGGCAGCAGUUACAGGUACGCAAUCUUGGAAGAUGCUUCUUGAGUUGAAGCAUGGCUAUGUUUCUAGGUCUACAACUCAAUCCGUCAUGAUAACUUCACCAGCAGAAUACAUUCCAGCCAAAGCUGACAAUGGAGCAAACUUGUCUGCCGCAGACUUUAUACAGUGGUUGCAAACCCAGGCGGGGAAUCCAGAGGUCAAUCUGCACUAUACCUUCCUAUCCUAUGAGAUGACACCAACAAAUGGAGACCUAGUUCAGGGCACUAUCAGUAAUCCAAAGGGCAGAAGGUCUAAAACAAAUCCACCGCCAAAUACUAAGACUGUGAUGAGAAACCUGACGUAUUCAAACACCAUACAAAGUCCAGUGCCUGGAGACAAACCUGUUGCUACUAGCCAUACCCCAUCUAUUUCAGUGGACCCAAUUACCCAGAGGGAGGACUUGUGCAACCUACCAAUGUUGCAAACUUAA
Molecule: messenger RNA, 489 nt
Organism: Cylindrotheca closterium
Lineage: Eukaryota; Bacillariophyta; Bacillariophyceae; Bacillariales; Bacillariaceae
Source: the annotation of a GenBank genome assembly